Messenger RNA from Orbicella faveolata, 892 nucleotides. Its product is annotated as collagen triple helix repeat-containing protein 1-like. The record is from RefSeq and is a predicted model, not a curated record. Lineage: Eukaryota; Metazoa; Cnidaria; Anthozoa; Scleractinia; Merulinidae.
ACACCCCUGAAGGUAUACUGUAACCUUAACAAGGAAAGGCUAGAACAAUGAGUUUCGUCAUACUUUUUUGUGUUGUGGGAUGUAUGAUACCAAACUUGGUAAUUUCCACCAACCAGUCGGCGACCAAGUCGUGCUGUGCAGCCAACGGUGUACCAGGUGUCCCCGGAGUGCCCGGACUCAAUGGAAGAGAUGGGGCCAAGGGGGCCCGAGGACCUGUCGGAGCACCCGGCCCUAAGGGCCCUCCAGGGCCUAAAGGAAGUCAGGGAACAAAGGGCGAGCAGGCCCAGGCCCCUCCGAAAAACUGGAAACAAUGUGCGUGGAAUAAUCUUAGUGAUGGAAGAGACUAUGGACUGAUAAAGGACUGCAUUUUUAUCAAGAAAGCCGAUGAUACAGCCUUGAAAGUGGAGUACAACGGUGACCUCAGGUUAGGUUUCUGUCUGGAUUGCUGUAAGCGCUGGUAUUUCACCUUUGACGGUGUGGAAUGUAACGGUCCGCUCGCCAUUGAUGGUCUUAUUCACAUCCACGUAAACCACGGCAAAACAGACAGCAACAUGCACAGAGUGCAUUACAUUGGAGGUUAUUGCCAGGGAAUUUCCGCAGGAGCCGUCCGAGUGGGAAUCAAUGUGGGGGACUGUGUGGGGAAGAAAUCUGGGUCUGAUGCCUAUACUGGGUGGAACUCCGUGAUGCGGAUCAUGAUCGAGGAGGUGCCUCCACCACAGAAAUAGCUUCAAAGAAACGCAGGAAGAAAGAAGACUUAACUGACUUUUUAACUCUCGCUGCUAUCACGUUAUGAAAGUGAAUAGGCUUGCUUACAGCUCGAUGUAAAGUAGAGACAGGUUAUUAGUGUAAUAAACCUGGGUAUUUAUGCUUCAGCUAAUAAAAGCUUUUGAUU